CAAUUCUCUUCUUUUUCUCAUUAACCCGACGAACCCUAAUUCAAGAAGAUUUCAACCUAACCUAACCUAACCCUAGCUUUCUCUCUCUCCGAAGAUGGGUAGCGAAAUCACACAAGAAAACAUCAUACCCAAACAAUUACCCAAAAAAUACACAUUCACAGGACCAGAUGUUGCUCUUCCUAUGGUAAUCAAACUCCAAAUCAACAACAACUUCUCUGUUUUAAGAGUCUUUGUCAACCCUAUGAGUAAAGUGGACAUUCUUUACUGGUCCGCAUUCUUGAAGAUGAAACUACAAGAAUCAAUGCUCAAACCAUGUCAAGGAUUUCUCAAGGGUACUUUUGGAAAAGGUUUACCAGUGAAAGGAUACAUUGAUUUGGACACAACUUUUGGUAAAGGUGAGAAUACCAAAACCAUCAAGGUCAGGUACUUCGUCGUUGAAUCGCCACCGUCUGUUUCUAUUUAUAAUGUUGUUCUUGGCUGGCCUUCUCUUAAAGAUUUGAAAGCAGUACUCUCAGUGGCAGAAUUCACCAUAGAAUAUCCUGUUGGAGAUGGAAAGGUCGGUGUUGUCGAGGCAGACCUCGAGAUGGCUAAGAAGUGUCACGAAAUGUGUCCCUAUUAUGUUGUGUAGCUUAGAACUAGUAUUUUCACUUUUCAUUCUCAAGAACUAAGAAAAAAGUGUUUUAUUUUUUAGUUUAGUAUUAGUAUCUUUACUUUUUCAGCAUGUUGUUUAGUUUCUUUGUCUAACAAUUAUUGCUAUAACAACUAUGAUAGUUAUCUUUUAA
This is a messenger RNA of Medicago truncatula (barrel medic), 782 nucleotides long. RefSeq lists its product as uncharacterized. Lineage: Eukaryota; Viridiplantae; Streptophyta; Magnoliopsida; Fabales; Fabaceae. The transcript has a single exon. The record is from RefSeq and is a predicted model, not a curated record. Bases 95 to 628 code for a protein of 177 amino acids.